Messenger RNA from Plutella xylostella (diamondback moth), 1553 nucleotides. RefSeq names its product scolexin B. The record is from RefSeq and is a predicted model, not a curated record. Gene Ontology annotation, biological process: proteolysis. Lineage: Eukaryota; Metazoa; Arthropoda; Insecta; Lepidoptera; Plutellidae. Gene Ontology annotation, molecular function: serine-type endopeptidase activity.
AGUUGAGUGAUUGCUAUGUGGUAUCGCGUUUUAUUAGUAUGUGCGGCGGCGAGCGCGGCGGCAGCGCGGCCCGAGGCUGAGACCAGCGCCCCGGUGGCCACCAGCACCGCGGGCCGCGGGGCGGUGCCUACUGCAGCCGCCACCACGCAGCCGCCGCCGGACGAGCGGGCCGUGCUGGCGGAGUUCCCCUCGGCGGUGCUGUUCGGGCGCACGUGCGGCGGCUCCGUGCUGGGCGCGCGCUGGGUGCUCACGGCGGCGCACUGCUCGCUGUUCGGCGCGGGCUCCACGGUGCUGGCCGGCGCCGCGCACUCGCAGCGCGGGGGCACGCUGCGCCGCGUCAAGCGCCUCGUCAUCCACCCCAACUUCUCCGUGGGCCCGUACUGGCUCAGCCCGCAGGCGUUCGGCAUCCAGCAGGUGGCGGCGCACUACGACUUCCUGCUGGCCGAGCUGGAGGACCCGUUGCCCAUAGACAACAAGACCAUCGCGGCCGUGCGGCUGGACGAGGAGCUGACGCACGAGGCGGGGGUGGAGGCGGGGUUCGCGGGGUGGGGCGCGGCGCGGCACGGGGGGACCAUGCGGCACGCGCUGCACGCGGCGCGGCUGUGGCUGGUGGCGGACGCGGAGUGCGGCGCCGCGCUGCCGCAGUACGAAGCGGGCGACAUGCUGUGCGCGCGCGGGCGGGCGGCGGCGGGGGCGGGCGCGGGGGCGGGCGGGGACACGGCGUGCAGCGGGGACAGCGGCAGCGGGCUGCUGGCGGGCGGGCGGCUGCUGGGCGUGGCCUCGUGGGUGGAGCGCGACGCCACAGAGUGCUUCCCGGGCGCGCUGGUGGUGUUCUCGCGCGUGGCCCGCGUGCGCGGCUGGAUCCGGGACGUCACCGGCAUCUAGCACUCGGAGGAUGCAUAUUGCUUAUAGACUCUUUGAUAUUUUAUUAUGCAAUGAUGUAUGGUGGUUGUAAGAUUAGUGACGUGUGGUCUUGCAGAGGUAGAAGUGAGUGAGUUCAUUCUACUUGCACCUUAUGAAAUAGUAAUCCGUUCAAUGAUCUACGUGUGGGGUUCCUAUACUUCCUAUACCUCUAGCCUCUAUGCCUCUGGCGUAAUCUGAUGUUUAUGUACUUACUGGUAUUUUUUUUAUGUUUUGUAAAAUAUGUUUAAAUUAUAAGUACCUACUUAAAUAAGUGUAAAAUUUUACUAAGUAUACAUAAGUACAAUUACGAGCAAUGAAAAAGUUCCAGUGACAAUAUCACAAAAUUACUCCUAGACGUAAAAGACUUGCUUGAUAACGCCGUCUGCAAUAUAGCAGAACGCUAAAUGUUGUAUAAAAAAGUGGCAGCGUAUCGGAAUAUUACCAACUAAAAGCGUAAAUAUUAUAAUGCGAUCUGUUCUGUUUUAAAAAAUUGGGGUCAUUUGGUGUUAACAUUUAAGUGAUAAGAUUGAGAUGGAGUGUGUAAUAAUGAUUUUGUUAUGAUUAGUUACAGUUAAGCUUCCUCGUGGAGGUUAAAGAUAAAUGGAGCAAAAGUCAAUGUUGUUGUGAUAAUAAACCAGAGUGUGUUUAUA